GGGCGUGGGCCGCCGCCGAGGGAAGGCGCGCAGACGCGCAGCGGCCGGCCAGCCCUGGGAGCUUCAGGCUGGGGGUGGGGAGCAGGGGCCGUGCCGGCGCUCGGCUCCCAGCCGCGCUCCCUCGGGCCACUCGCGCUCCCGCGCCGCGCCCGGCCGGCUUCAUGUGAAGCGCCGACCCUCCGCCCCUUCCCUCCCCUUCCUUCCCUCCCUCCCUCCCUGUCCCCUCCUCCUCCUCCUUCGGCGCCCGCUUCUGCUCCCCGGGGCCCCCUGCCCGGCCGGGCGCUGACAGCAAGGGCGGGGGUCCCCGCCGCCGCCGUGUCUCGCGCAGGGUCCGGCUGGGGUAGCGGAGCCCCCCGUGCGGCCAUGGACCGGCCCCUGACCGGGUCGGCGGAGGCGGAGGAGGAACUGGAGUGGCAAGUGGCGAGUCGCAGGAGGAAGGCCUGGGCCAAGUGCCGCAGCUCCUGGCAAGCGUCGGAGACAGAGGAUCUGUCCACAGAAGCGACGACGCAGGACGAGGACGAGGACGAGGAGGAGGACCUCCCCGGCGCGCAGCUGCCGGCAGCGGCGGGAAGAGGAAACGUGCCCAACGAGAAGAUCGCGAUAUGGCUCAAGGACUGCCGUACACCUUUGGGAGCCUCGCUGGAUGAACAAAGCAGUAAUACACUCAAGGGUGUGCUUGUGAGAAAUGGAGGAAGUUUUGAAGAUGAUUUGUCAUUGGGAGCUGAAGCCAACCACCUCCAUGAAAGUGAUGCUCAAAUUGAAAACUGCAAUAAUAUCUUGGCCAAAGAGAGAAGACUACAGUUUCAUCAGAAAGGGAGAAGUAUGAAUUCCACUGGAUCUGGGAAAAGUAGUGGGACAGUCUCAAGUGUUUCAGAAUUGUUGGAACUUUAUGAGGAAGAUCCCGAAGAAAUUCUUUAUAAUCUUGGAUUUGGACGUGAUGAACCAGAUAUUGCUUCUAAAAUUCCUUCCAGAUUUUUUAAUUCAUCAUCCUUUGCCAAAGGGAUAGAUAUUAAAGUAUUUUUGAGUGCUCAAAUGCAACGGAUGGAAGUAGAAAACCCAAAUUAUGCUUUAACAAGCCGUUUUCGUCAAAUUGAAGUGCUUACUACUGUGGCCAAUGCAUUUUCUUCUUUAUAUUCACAAGUCUCUGGGACUCCCCUGCAGAGAAUUGGAAGUAUGUCCUCAGUGACCUCUAACAAGGAGACAGACUCACCUCCACCUUUAACUCGAAGUAACACUGCAAAUCGUUUAAUGAAAACACUAUCAAAACUAAAUCUAUGUGUUGAUAAAACAGAGAAAGGAGAAGGUAGUAGCCCUUCUCCAGCAGUUGAUAAAGGAAAGAUUCUAAAUAUUUCAGUGAUUGAAGAAAGUGGCAAUAAAAAUGAUCAAAAGUCUCAAAAAAUUAUAAAGAAGAAAGAGUCAUCUUCUAUGUUGGCUACAGUUAAAGAAGAAGUCUCGGGUAGUUCAGCAGCUGUUUUGGAGAAUGAUAAUAGUGAUAGAAUUUCUCAUGAAGCAAAUAGUAAUUUUAACCAAGAAACUGAAAAUGGACAAAGUAAAGAAACUCCAAGUUAUGAGAAUAAGCUGGGUGAGGAAUCUGAUGUUAUAGAAUCCACAUUAGGUAGUGAUUUCAACAUAUCUAGCCUUAGUGAGCUGGAAAAUAGUGAGCUGAAAAGUGUGCAUAUAUCCGCACCUGAAAAAGAGCCAUGUGCACCACUGACAAUUCCAUCCAUAAGAAAUAUAAUGACACAGCAGAAGGACUCCUUUGAAAUGGAAGAGGUUCAAAGUACGGAGGGAGAAGCUCCUCAUGUUCCAGCCACUUACCAGCUGGGUCUUACAAAGUCAAAAAGAGAUCAUCUGUUACGUACGGCAAGUCAGCAUUCUGAUAGCAGUGGUUUUGCUGAAGAUUCUGCAGACUGCCUGUCCCUUAAUCAUCUUCAGGUUCAGGAGUCCUUGCAGGCCAUGGGGAGUAGUGCUGAUAGUUGUGACAGUGAGACAACAGUUACGUCAUUUGGUGAAGACCUUGCCACACCUGCAGCACAAGACCAGCCAUAUUUUAAUGAAUCAGAGGAGGAGUCUCUCAUCCCUCUUCAGAAGGGAAGAGAGAAGGUGGCAGCAGCAGUUGCUGACAGAAGAAAAUCAGGCAGCCAGGAUUUCCCUCAGUGUAAGACCAUUGAGAAUCCAGGAAAUAAACAGUCCACCUGUUGUCCAGGGGAUCAUGUUACUGAAAUUACUGAAGUGAAAGAGGGUUUGUUUCCAACAGAGACGGUAGAGCUACUGAGGGAAGCAAGUGCUGAAAGUGAUGUGGAUAAAAGCAGUGAAUGUGAAUUUACUCAGUAUAUCACACACCAUAUUCCAAAAUCAUUGGCUUCUAUUGAAGCUAAAUGCAGUGAUAUGAGCUCUGAAAAUAAAAUGGGGCCUCCCUCUUCUGUGGACAGAGUUAAUACAGCUUUGCAAAGAGCUCAGAUGAAGGUGUGCAGUCUAUCUCAUCAACGAAUAGGGCGUAGCCUGCUAAAAUCAAAAGAUGUGUUAAAACAAAGGUACUUAUAUACAAAAGCUGGCUAUCCUCUCAGAAGGUCUCAGUCUUUACCAACUACCUUAUUGAGCCCAGUAAGGGUUGUGUCCUCUGUCAAUGUUCGAUUAUCUCCAGGAAAAGAGACCAGAUGCAGCCCACCUUCCUUCACCUAUAAGUACACACCUGAAGAGGAGCAGGAAUUGGAAAAGGGGGUAAUCGAACAUGAUGAUCAGUCUUCAGUUAAAUCGACAAUUUUCAUCUCUCCGUCAUCUGUGAAGAAAGAAGAAGCCCUCCAGAGUGAGGCGCCACGCAUGGAGGACUGCCAUCAUGGAAGGACUCCUACCUGUUCACGGCUUGCUCCACCACCAAUGUCUCAGUCCACCUACUCCCUUCAUUCCAUCCACUCUGAGUGGCAAGAAAGGCCCCUGUGUGAGCACACAAGAACUCUGAGCACUCACAGUGUGCCCAACAUAUCAGGGGUUCCCUGUAAUGCCUUCGCUUCCCCUUUUGGGUGUCCUUACUCACACAGACAUGCCACCUACCCUUACCGAGUGUGCUCUGUGAAUCCUCCUUCAGCCAUAGAAAUGCAGUUGCGAAGAGUAUUACACGAUAUUAGAAACUCACUGCAGAAUCUUUCACAGUAUCCUAUGAUGAGAGGACCUGAUCUUGCUGCUGCUGCAUAUAGUACUCAGAAAUCAUCUGUUCUACCUCUUUAUGAAAAUACUUUUCAGGAGCUCCAGGUAAUGAGGCGGAGCCUGAAUUUGUUUAGAACACAAAUGAUGGAUUUAGAAUUGGCAAUGCUGCGUCAGCAAAGUAUGGUUUAUCAUCAUAUGACUGAGGAGGAAAGGUUUGAAGUUGAUCAGCUCCAGGGCUUGAGAAAUUCCGUCCGAAUGGAACUUCAGGACCUGGAACUGCAGCUGGAGGAGCGCCUGCUGGGCCUGGAGGAGCAGCUUCGUGCUGUGCGCAUGCCUUCACCCUUCCGAUCCUCUGCACUCAUGGGAAUGUGUGGCAGUAGAAGCGCUGAUAACUUGUCAUGCCCUUCUCCAUCGAAUAUAAUGGAACCAGUCACCGAACUGAUACAGGAACAGUCAUACCUGAAGUCUGAAUUGGGUCUAGGACUUGGAGAAAUGGGAUUUGAAAUUCCUCCUGGAGAAAGCUCAGAAUCUGUUUUUUCCCAAGCAACAUCAGAAUCAUCUUCUGUAUGUUCUGGUCCCUCUCAUACUAAUAAAAAAACUGGAGUACCUUCUACUGCCUCAGUGGGCAAACCCAAAACCCCAUUAGUGGCAAGGAAGAAAGUAUUCCGAGCAUCGGUGGCUCUAACACCAACAGCUCCUUCUAGAACAGGCUCUGUACAGACACCUCCAGAUUUGGAAAGUUCUGAGGAAGUUGAUGCAGCUGAAGAAGUCCCAGAGGUUAUAGGACCUAAAUCUGAAGUGGAAGAAGGGCAUGGAAAACUCCCAGUAAUGCCAGCUGCUGAGGAAAUGCAUAAAAAUGUGGAGCAAGAUGAGUUGCAGCAAGUCAUACGGGAGAUUAAAGAGUCUAUCGUUGGGGAAAUCAGACGGGAAAUUGUAAGUGGACUUUUGGCAGCAGUAUCUUCAAGUAAAGCAUCUAAUUCUAAGCAAGAUACUCAUUAAACAGAAAUUAUAGGUUGGCAUGGAUCCUAUUAGCUGUUUAAUACAGGAGUUACCAAUGAUAGGCACUGGUGGAGGUGUUACUUGUGCUUUAGAAGAUACUUGCUGCUGAACUGGGCUGCUGUAUACAGUGUACAAUGUGUAUUUCUUCAAGCGUAUCUUUUAAAAAAACAUACAUAGAAACUUAGGCACUUUGCUGUUUCUUUUCUAAACUAUCAAAAACUGUAGCAGUUUGAAAAGCCUAAUAUUUAUUUGUAUGUCAAUAUUUUUCAUUUGAAUCCCUAUUAGAAUUAAUUAUAAAACUUGAAGACUUCCAGACUUAUCCAACUUAUAAAUAACAUAUUUCUUCAUACUAGCUUCUUAAACACUGACCUCUAUGAGGUAUUUACUGUGCAAUAACUGAUUCAUUUUUUGAGAGCCUGAAGAAACCAAUUUUUCCCUCCACUGCUGUUACUUAAUGUCACUACCAAGAAGAAAAACUGUUCUGUUGUUAAAAAAAAAUUGCUCUUAAUUCUUGAAGAGGUUACUAAUAGCAGUAGGAUAGAAUUAUAUGAGGUUACCUACAACUACUUAAUGUUCUUACACUGUAAACCUUGUUGCUUUACUCAAGACAAAUGUAAUUUUAUCAUUUCUUACAUAGUAUUUUUCUUAUAAUGUGCCUUAUGUUAAACACUAUGUACUUUCAGUUUUUGCAUUGUCCAGACUUCUUUAUUAGAUGGAGAUGUUUAUUCUUCUGUCUUUCAGACUAAAUAGUAGAGUAUCAUCCAAAUAAUGGAGCCCAUGACUUGAAUGAAUUGAAAUGAAUAAGCUGGUGUUUGUUUUUUCAAAAUGGAAGUUCUCUUUUUUCAAAAUGAUUUGUUCUCUUCCAUACAUAAAAUGAUUUUAGUUCAGUUUUAACCAGUGAAAGCUAUUUGUUUUUAUGAAAAAAAAAAAAAAAAAAAAGGAAAAUGUUUUCCUAUUUGGUUUUAUAUGUGUUAAAUAAAUGUGUAAAGUAACCACCAAAUGUUAUUAGAAUUAUUCAUCUAGCAUUUAUGAUUUUUCAACUCCUAUUGUGUUUCUUUGUGUGUGAUAUUUUAAUCAAAAGUGGUUAAGUUGUUAACAGUGUUCUUUGAAAGAAUCUAAAAGGCUUAUAAAUGUUUGAAAUAUCACACAAAGGCUGAUUUCUUUUAAAAAAAUUAAAACAAUAAAGUAUUUAUUUUGCCUAAAA
Messenger RNA from Callithrix jacchus (white-tufted-ear marmoset), 5347 nucleotides. RefSeq names its product ITPR interacting domain containing 2 (gene ITPRID2). The record is from RefSeq and is a predicted model, not a curated record. Lineage: Eukaryota; Metazoa; Chordata; Mammalia; Primates; Cebidae. Gene Ontology annotation, molecular function: signaling receptor binding.